Molecule: messenger RNA, 903 nt
Organism: Nicotiana attenuata
Lineage: Eukaryota; Viridiplantae; Streptophyta; Magnoliopsida; Solanales; Solanaceae
Exons: 3
Coding region: 148-672 (174 amino acids)
Source: RefSeq, a predicted model, not a curated record
GGAGAGAUUUUUUUGAGUGAACUCUAUCUCUUAUUCCCAGUAUUCGACCAUGAAAAUACACAGCAACAGUCCCACACAAUUGACAAUGCCUUGUAAACUACACUGUAAGCCAUAAUUAUCUCUUCUGCCUACACAUCAAGAAAAAAAAUGUUGACAUUAUUAUCUUCUUCAUCUCUCUGCAAUUCCCCUUCGCUUAUUAUCCAUUCCUCAAGAACAAUCAACCCAUGUCUACCCAGUUCAAUUCCACUCUCUUCCUCUGGUUAUUUCAAGAGAAACAGAAAUUCAGUUGCAAGUCGUAAGCUUGGAAUUGUUGCUGCUACUGAAGAAGAAAAAGACCCAUCAGUACCCACAUGGGCUAAACCCGAUUCAGAUGAGCCACCACCUUGGGCUAAAAAUGAAUCCCAGAAAGAUUCUUCAACCUUUCAAGUUCCUUUCAUUGUUUAUUUGCUUGCAUCUGCUGUCACUGCAAUUGCCGCGAUUGGUUCUGUUUUUGAGUACGUGAAUCAGAAACCUGUAUUUGGAGUUUUGGGCUCAGAUAGUGUGUUUUAUGCUCCUGUGCUUGGGUUCUUUGCUUUCACAGGCAUUCCCACUUCUGCAUACCUUUGGUUCAAAUCUGUUGAAGUUGCUAACAAGGAAGCAGAGGAGCAAGACCGCAGGGAUGGGUAUAUGUAACGUCUUAUGUGCGAUUUUUAGGUGAUAUGUGCAGCAGCUAAAAUGCAUUUUUCAGAUGUCUUUGGUGGUUGUUGCCAAAAACAUCAUUAUGUCAAAUGGACAUUUUCUUGAGUUGAUCUUUCUAGGCGACAUAAGUGUACAAAAUCCUGUCUUCUAAAUACUUGCCAUUCCGAAUUAUCAAUUUUGUAUUGACUACUUGUCUAAAAGUCUUGGAUCAUGUUACUAUUUCCA